UGAAAGAACCCUAUGUUAGUAAAAGCAAGAUCUUUACACAUACAAAUUCACUCUCAAAUCAAUAUUUUGAAGUGAAAAAAAAACACUCCUCACAUUGACAACUCUGUAGGUUCUUACAGCAUAAACCCUAACAUUGCUUAAACCCUUUUUGAAAAUAACCAUUUGAUUCUUGGGGGUGUUGAAAUUUAUUCACCCAAAUCUUUGUGUUUUUCCAUUUUUUGGCUCCUAUCCGGCAACAAUUUGAGCAAUCGACAGAGGUCAAGACUCCUGGAUUUGUCUACUUGACAGGUUGAUAUCCUUUGAGGAGGAUAAUGACAUAGCCGCAGCUGGAACGUGCUAGGAUGAGGUUACAAUUGAUUAAUAGAGGAUUGCGAUCUCAGUAUGACUUAAAACGUACCACUGUAUUUGCUAAUUGCAAGAGGUUCUCAGUUUCAAAUAAUGGAUAUUCCAACUUUGAUAGACCUGUCAGCUCCUUCGUUCCAGAGAGAAACCCGGAAUUUUCAAGCCGAUUAGAGAAUGUGCAGAAUGGAGUAGAUAACACACAUGGGUGGAGCGAGGCCUUUUCAAACAAAUUGGAGGGUUUAAGGCAAACAGUGGAUAAUGUUUGCAAGAUCUUGCAGAGUGGUCCUUGGGGACCUUCUAUAGAGAUUGCUUUAUCCAAAUGUGAUGAAAAUCCUAGCACCGAAGUGGUCACUGGAGUAUUAAGGCGGCUAGAGGAUGUCAACACAGCAUUAAACUACUUCGGAUGGGCUGAGAAGACAACCCUCCGAGCACAUUGCCCUGAAGCAUAUAAUUCACUUCUCAUGGUAAUGGCUAGGACUAGAAAUUUCGAAAAUCUGGAACAGAUUUUGGAAGAAAUGAGUCUCGCUGGAUUUGGCCCAUCGAACACUGUAUCGAUUGAGUUGGUUGCAGGCUGUGUGAAGAAGCGAAAACUUAAAGAAGCGUUUGAUCUAAUUCAAACCAUGAGAAAGUUUAAGAUUCGUCCUGCAUUUUCUGCAUAUACAACUGUAAUAGGUGCGCUUUCUGCUGUACAAGAACCUGAUCUCAUGCUCACCCUCUUUCAUCAGAUGCAGGAAUUAGGAUAUGAAGUAAAUGUACAUUUAUUCACGACUGUAAUUCGAGCUUUUGCUAGGGAGGGCAGAGUUGAUGCUGCUCUGUCCUUGUUGGAUGAGAUGAAAAGCAAUGCUUUUGAUGCAGACAUUGUCCUCUAUAAUGUUUGCAUUGACUGUUUUGGCAAGGCUGGUAAAGUUGAUAUGGCCUGGAAAUUCUUUCAUGAGUUGAAGGCGCAUGGUAUUUUACCUGAUGAUGUGACAUAUACGAGUAUGAUUGGGGUUCUUUGCAAAGCUAAUAGAUUGAAUGAAGCUGUAGACUUGUUUGAGCAGUUGGAGUUCAACAGGACUGUUCCAUGUGCAUAUGCUUAUAAUACCAUGAUCAUGGGUUACGGAUCUGCUGGUAAAUUUGAUGAAGCAUAUAGUUUGCUUGAGAGACAAAGACAAAAAGGGUCAAUACCAAGUGUGAUUGCAUAUAAUAGUCUUCUUACUUGCCUUGGGAAGAAACAAAGAGUGGACGAGGCAUUAAGGAUAUUUCAGGAGAUGAGGAAAGAUGCUGCACCUAAUCUUUCAACCUAUAAUAUUCUCAUAGACAUGCUCUGCAGGGCAAGGAAGCUUGAUGUUGCUUUAGAAAUUCGUAACACCAUGGAGGCAGUUGGCUUGUUUCCUAAUGUAUUGACUGUGAAUAUAAUGGUUGAUCGUCUAUGCAAGGCUCAACAACUUGAUGAAGCAUGUUCUAUCUUCGAAGCUAUGGAUCAUAAAGUUUGUAGACCAAAUGAAUUCACAUUUUGUUCUCUGAUAGAUGGACUGGGUAGGCGAGGGAGAGUUGAUGAUGCAUACAGACUCUAUGAACAAAUGUUGGAUUUUGAUCUUAUUCCUACUGCCAUUGUCUAUACAUCUCUCAUCAGGAACUUUUUCAUGUGUGGGAGAAAAGAAGAUGGCCACAAAAUUUACAAGGAGAUGGUGCGUCAAGGAGCUUCUCCUGACCUUACCCUCCUUAAUACUUAUAUGGAUUGUGUUUUCAAAGCUGGGGAGACAGAGAAAGGUAGGUCUCUGUUUGAGGAAAUCAAAACUUGGGGAUUCACUCCAGAUGUAAGGAGCUAUUCUAUACUAAUCCAUGGCCUCAUAAAAGCCGGCUGUGCUCGUGAAACAUAUGAGCUGUUUUAUGCAAUGAAGGAACAGGGGUAUGUGCUGGAUACUUUUGCUUAUAAUACUGUUAUAGAUGGAUUCUGCAAAUCAGGUAAAGUUAAUAAAGCUUAUCAGCUGCUGGAGGAGAUGAAAGUAAAAGGUCUGGAGCCAACUGUAGUAACAUAUGGCUCUGUCAUCGAUGGGCUUGCUAAGAUUGACAGACUUGAUGAAGCCUACAUGCUUUUUGAAGAAGCAAAAUCUAAAGGUGUUCCUUUAAAUGUGGUUAUAUACAGUAGUCUAGUAGACGGAUUUGGUAAAGUGGGUAGAAUAGACGAAGCAUAUCUAAUCAUGGAAGAAUUGAUGCAAAAAGGCUUGUCACCAAAUGUAUACACAUGGAAUUGUUUGCUUGAUGCACUAGUGAAGGCUGAAGAAAUAGACGAAGCCCUUGUUUGCUUCAAGUCAAUGAAGGAGUUAAAGUGCACUCCAAAUACUUUUACUUAUAGCAUUAUCAUUAAUGGUCUUUGUAGAGUAAGAAAAUUCAAUAAAGCAUUUGUAUUUUGGCAAGAGAUGCAGAAAGAAGGAUUAACACCCAAUAUGAUCACCUAUACAACCAUGAUCUCUGGGCUUGCAAAGGCUGGAAAUGUAUCAGAGGCCGAUAAACUCUUUCAAAAAUUCCAGGCCAAGGGAGGUAAACCAGAUUCUGCUUGUUACAACACUAUGAUAGAGGGGCUAAGCAUCGCGAACAGGGCGACGGAGGCAUAUGAGCUAUUUGAAGAAACAAGAUUAAGAGGAUGUAAUAUAUAUACCAAAACUUGUGUUAUUCUUUUAGAUGCAUUACACAAGGCAGAAUGUCUUGAGCAGGCUGCAAUCGUUGGUGCUAUAUUGAGAGAAAUAGCAAAGUCGCAGCAUGCUUCAAGAUCUUUGUAAUGUUGACAUAGGUACUCGUCGCCAUAAGGAAAUUUUCAGUUCCAUAAUUCAAAGGUCUGAUCAUCUUUUAUUUCUUAUAUAUUCGUCAAACAAUUACCACAUGAAAAUAUCUUUUUGUCAUGCUUCCUGUUCUUCCACUCUGCUGCACAUGCACACUAACACUCAUUUACACAUAUAUAACUACAUUUUUAAAUGUCUUCUAUGGGGAGUCAGUUGAAUCUUCUGUAGAGAAGCAGCCUCACAUACAUGGUGUUUAGAUGCCUAACAAGGCUGAGUGCUCACCAUUGAACAGUCAUGGUAGAACAAUGUAUUAUUGUCAUUCUCUUUGCUGAAACUCCAAAAUCAUUUCUUAAUUGGAAGUCAAAGUUGCUCAUUCUCAAAACCGCUCCUGUAUCUGUAGUAGUAGUUAUUACUUCUACACUUCAUUGGCAUUUCUCAAGCUUAGUAUAUUAAAAGGUGUUUGACUAUGUUGGCUUGAUGCUUGACAGGUUAUACUGGUAUCAGUCAUAAGGUGACCUGGAUGAUUUUAUCUUGGCUUGCUUACUAUAUUUGUGAAAAUAAUGUGUUUUAUGGAUGGGCAGAGAGUUAAUGAAUGUCAAUGAAGUUGUAUUGAUGAGUUCUAGUUUGGAAUUGCCCUAUGAAAAAUAUUCUUCAUGUAACUUGAAAGCUCUGUUGCUCGAAAAGCAUAAGCCUUGUUCUAUUUGACAGGCUGUAUAUUGCCUGUUUUUAGAGUUCCCUUCACUCUGAGAGGCUGUGUUCCAAUUUCAAAGCUACUCUCAAAGGCCAAAGCGCACCACAAGGAGAAACGAUCCAAUCAAACUAUCUGAUAAGGUAGUCAAGGCCAUUGGAGCUUCAUGCUCCUUUGUCCAUGUUUCUUGCCUUAAAACUGUGAAAGCCUAUGAACAUGGUCUGAAACUGCAGAAGCUCAUGCGGUAGGUGAUGCGACAAGAAGUCUGUGAUUGACAAUGCCCCAUGAAAAGAAACGAGGAACUCUCAAUGAAGAAGUGCUCUCUAAACCGAACGAUGAGGCAUGCUAGCCUUUGUUGUAUGUUCAUCAAAUUGACACCAUUUGUUCCCAUAAACGCCUCUAGAUUCUUGCUUGUGA
Molecule: messenger RNA, 4209 nt
Organism: Solanum tuberosum (potato)
Lineage: Eukaryota; Viridiplantae; Streptophyta; Magnoliopsida; Solanales; Solanaceae
Product: pentatricopeptide repeat-containing protein At3g06920
Exons: 3
Coding region: 342-3104 (920 amino acids)
Molecular function (GO): protein binding
Source: RefSeq, a predicted model, not a curated record